AAGGUUGUUGUCAGGUGCCCAGGCUGGCCACGACACUCUAACCUUCGUGAUAAAGUGAAAAUUUUCGUAGUUGAAGCUUCUAUAUUCAUUGGUGUCGUAUUUGAUUAAAAUGCGAGUGAAUGACCGUUAGUACAAACUAAUUUAGAGAUCUUGAAAACUGAAUUAUUUAUGUUUUUAGCGUGACUGUAGUCAGCAGAGGAGGUAAACAGUGUUGGUAAGUGAAGGUGAUUCACUAUAUUUUAUAUACUUUAUUCGAGUGUAGACAGUGUAUUGUCUUGAGUAUGAACAGUAUAUACUAUUUCGGGAAUGCAGACAGUAUGUGCUAUUCUGAAGUGUGAAAAAUAUAUAUAUUAUUGGAAGCUAGAAUAACGAAUAAGUAUUACGAACAGUGUAUACCGUCUUCAGAUGUACAUAACACAGCCUGUGGGAGAUGUACAACAAUGAGUAAGGACAGUAAACCAGAAAAAAGUUUUCCUGAAAGGCUGAAACGAUGGUUCAAAAUCGAACGUGGAAAUUUACCUGGCUGCCGAUAUAUAAGACUAACAGAAGAGCUAAAGACGGAACUUAGUAAUGAGUCGCCAGUGCCUGUUCGUCUGAAAGCAAUCAGAGAAUUAACCGAAGUGCUUGCAUCUAGGAAAAUGGCAGAAUAUGGGAUUGAGAAGCUAUGGAUCCUUGUACAGGACUUGCUGGCCCUGACCUGUCCAUCUGAGCAACGCCAUACUACAUUACAAAUGCUCACCACUCUUGCAGCUGGACAUGAUCGUUUAGGACCAAUGCGACAUGUCUUCUUUAACUACAUUUCAGACAAUUAUCAGCAUGAAGAUAGUAAACCUAUUUUUGACUUCUUCCGUGAGGUGAUAGCUGAGGGAAAGCAACUAGAAUACAUCGAUGAGUAUGUUGGCCCUUUUCUGCUGGAGUGGCUUCCAGGACUUUUAGCCUCACCACAAGCUGCUGAUGCUCUCAACCUUAUAAUUAUUCUAGUCAAGUUCAAUUCAGCUUACUUGGAUGAGCCAGUCGUUACUGGCUUUGUCAAGCAAGUAGUUCUUCAGCUUCACAGAGCAAACAGCGAGUCAGAAGCGUUGCUGUGUUUACGUGUCCUCGAUGCUGUGCUUGCAUACAGUUACCUUCCUUCUUCUGCACUGCCUAGUUUCAUUACAGCUCUUACAAGAGCUGUUGGUGUGCCUCAGCUCACUUCUGAAGCAUGGAAGAUCAUGCGUAACCUCCUUGGAACACAUCUUGGCAAUAGUGGGCUCUACGUGCUGUGCCAUUUAAUUCAGAAUGACAACAGUGUUUUUUUGGUGCGUGGAGCAAUCUUCUUCCUCACAUCAGCAUUGUGGGGGGGCAAUAAGGUGACAUCCCUUGACUACAAACCAGCAGCAGUGCUUCCAACAUUCCAAGUGGCUGCCAAAAAUGGUCAUGUAUUAGUGGUUUAUGAAGUAGCUUUAAGUAUUCAAAAACUUGUGUCCAAAAUGUAUAUGGAGCUUCAUUUGUCCUCAUGGAAUCUUGUUCUGGACACCCUCAGCAAACUUUUUGAGCAUGCAGUUGAUAUGGAGGAAGGAAAUGAAAAACAAACUAUUCUGGCAUUGUUAAAGGACAUAUUGGAUGCUAUUGAGCAACUUAUUGACUUGCACCAGUUUGGUGGGUCAGCUGACAAGUUUUUUGCACUUGUUGGUCUUUAUUCAGAUCUACGUCCGGAAUUGUCUGUUCUUCGUCUGCUUGACCACCUGGCGCAAGGUGUGGUUCCCUACCGUCCCCAUUGGUUGGCCAACUUGGGUACACUUCUCAACCGAUAUUACUGUCGUGAUCGUAGACCAGGUGUCAGGACUAAAGCACUAGCAAUUCUUGCAGACGUUUACAACAUUAACAGACACAUGUAUGGAACAGAAAUGGUAAGAAAUGUGAUUGCUAUUCAGAUGGUAGGCAUUGAGGCUGAGCAGGAUGUUGGAGUGCGAACUGCUGCAGUCAACUCUGUCAUUUGCCAUGACCAAAAUUCGGUUGUUGUGCCAGAUAUACUUACAAUGCUGGAAAAGAUUGUAAUGGCACCCUACUUAAGAGACGGUGAUUGUGUUCAGGUCAUCAAGGAAAGUGAAGCUGCAGAUAUCAUUGCUGCUGUUGCGGGCUUGAUACGUAUCUUUAAGAAAAAACUGUGGGAACUUCCUUCUUCCCAUGCUAUUCAGGCAUACGGCAUUUUGCUUGCAUGUUUAGAACAUCAUUAUCGUAAUCAAAGUGUUCUUCAUGGAGUGUCCAGAGUUAGAAUGAAGAUCUUUGAAAUGAUAUUUGAAAUGAGAGCCAGUUCUAAGUACCAACUAGGGUUUCCAAGGAACUUCGAUAAAAGUGUUCAAGAAGAAGAAGAAGAUUCAGUAACAUCACUGCUUCCUCCAUUCUCUCCAUACAUAGUUGUAGAUCAUAAACAUGGACAACGGCUUUAUGAGGCUCAGAAAGAAAGAGAGCAACAGCAAUUUGAUAUGUAUUCACCAACAGGUGGCAGGAACGAUGUGACUAAAGAGGAAGAGGAUGCAUUUCGGAAGGAGAAUGUAGCAGUACCAGCAGGGUCACCAUCAGCAUCACAAGUUGAGGUUACUCAUCUCUCAUUAACCCAGGCAGCCAUGACUGUCAUAGUAGCAAUGAAAAAGGAAAAAGACUGGGAAGUUCUUCGUAUGAUUCUUGAGCGAGUUCCUCAAGUGCUUCUGAACAAGGCUCUCAUUCUUUCCCGGGAUGGCAAUGACAUCGACUAUUUUGCAGCUGCACUUUGUGCUUUAGUAAUCAAGUGUUUAGAAUUAGGUGUACUAAGUCGGUGUGCAGGUCCAUUCUGUGUGAGUGCCCUAACCUUGUGUGUGUUGGAGAUGAGAGACUCAAUGAUCAGAUUACUGCGAGAGGUUAUGCUAAAUCUUUCAAAAAUCACUGCUACUGUUCAGAAUGCACACCCAAUCUUGGAGUUUCUUUCAACUCUUCUCCAUUUGCCAAAAGUGUAUGCAAGCUUCGUGUCUGACCAGUAUAUGUCAAUAUUCGCCAUAGCCAUACCGUACACAAAUCCCUUCAAGUUCAAUCACUACAUUGUCUCUCUUGCCUACCACGUCAUUGCUAUGUGGUUCCUCAAGUGCCGAUUGCCAUUCAGACGGGCAUUUGUCUCUUUCAUAGCUAAGGGCCGAGGAGGAAAAGGUGAUGCUGACAUGAUACAAUAUCAUAAUGACUUGCUGGAGACUUGUAUUGACCUGAUGUCUCGGUAUACAUAUGCUUCUUGUUCUCCUCACUAUACAAGGGGUCCUGUAGCUGAGAUGCUGGUGUCAGGAGGUCAAGACCAAACCUGGAUGGUGGGCAACAAGAUCAUAACCAUCACAACCUCGGGAUGUUCACAAAGGCCUAUGCGAAAUGGUCUAUGUGACAAGUGUUCACAACUCUGCACACUUGAGAACAAGACUAACACUCGUACACCUGUAUUCACGCCUGGCAGCACAAACGUCAACCGCAGGCGUCACCGUUCAGAAUUGCACAGGACAAUAUCACAUGAGGCCAAAUAUAAACCCCAGAGUAAAGAUGACUUGCACAUGCGUUCUGUAAAGAGAGACAGCGGUGAUGGCUUGACACCAUUAAUUGACCAAGAUACUGAUGUGGGAUGGACAGGUGGAGGAUUAAAUGAACCGACUGAUGGGGAAGCCUCUGUUGAUCAUCUGGUUUUUGGCAGUAGUGUUGGAACCUGGUGCUACUACCGAGCAGUGACAACAAGAAAAAGGAGCCUCAUUUGUGUGCCUGUUGGUGCCCAGGAUGGGCAGAAAUAUAUGUUAGGCAACCCACUGUUUGGCAGGUUUGAAUUCGUGACUGGAGGAAGCAGUAUUGGGUCAACGUCUCCACCACCUAUCCAGUCUGCCCGAGUGCGCCACACCUCUGCCUACCAAACAAAAAAUAGUGGAAGCAGUAGCAACAUCUCCUCAAACACUGGCAUUGUGGGUACAUCAAAUACUGAUGGGGUAGAUGACAGCUCCCCCCGACCCAUGCGAAGAGACAGAGGGCAUACUAUCUCUGACAUGAAUCCUGCCUCUCGUAAAAUGCAUGGAAGAGCACCAGCUUCGUCUAGAAAAAGGAAUGCAAGUAAAGAAGCUAAAGGAGGUGUCACACCAAGCUUUGUGUUCCUUCAGCUCUACUAUGAAGGAACUUUUGUAGUAGACAAGUCCUCGCCACUCUUACUUCCAACUUAUCAACCUGAGAUACAGCGGGCAAUGAGAGUACUUGACCUUAUGAGACCUCAAGAAACUCACAAAAUAGGGGUAUUGUAUGUGGGUCAAAACCAGACUACAGAGAAGGAAAUCUUAAGGAAUUCCUUUGGUUCUCUCCGUUAUGCACUUUUUCUUCAGGGUUUAGGUUCAGUACUUGAGUUGAGUUCUGUAUCACAAGAGGAAGUGUUCCUUGGUGGUCUAGACACCAAGGGUAAUGAUGGCCAGCUGGUUCAUGUAUGGCAUGAUGAUGUUAUGCAGGUUGUUUUUCAUGUUGCAACACUAAUGCCAACUAAGGAAUCAGACCCUAACUGUAAUGGAAAGAAACGUCACAUUGGCAAUAAUUAUGUUACAAUUGUUUAUAACGAGAGUGGUCAUCCUUACAAUAUUAACACCAUAAAGGGUCAGUUCAACCACACAGUUGUAGAAAUAGUUCCUGCAGAUCACUCCACUAAUAGUGUUGGCCUUUUGUGCCGACCAGAGCUGAUGGAGUUUGUUGGAGGAGGGGGUAAUCCCAGGCUAGUUUCAGAUACUAAUCUUCCUAUCCUGGUGAGACAGCUGGCUCUUCAUGCUGAUCUUGCAUCAACAAUUUGGGAGUCAUUGAAUCGUCCACCUUACAAACCAUAUGCUAGCAAUUGGCUGGAGAGAUUGAGGAAGAUCAGAAAAAUCCGCCAGAUGGUGCUUGAAGAAAAUGAAGGACACCAAAACUCGUACACUAUGGAUUUCACUGACUUGACAGACCCAGAUAGGGUAAAGAGUGGAGGUGAUGGAUAUUGGCAUCAUAUCUUAAGUUGAGGGUAGAGAGAUUUCUGAAGUAAAUACUAGUGCUCAAAUAGUGGCUCUGUUAGUAAAGGUUUGCAUAAUUUAUGCAAGCUAGAAUGGAGAUUCAUUCAUGAAAUGAAUGUAAGCACUGGGUUGUAAAUAAAAACGUAUGUGGCCAGUAAGUGGUUGCACAAAUCUGUUGAAACAAGCAUUUUAGUUGUGUGAUUUACAAAAUUAUUUUUUUAAUUUUGUUUAUUUUUUUGUUUCAAUAGCUUGUAAAUUUUAAUUUGGUAUUUGUCUGUCUGGAAGACAAACUUGUAAGUCAUUUAGUACAUUUUAAUAUUGUUCAGUAUUACAUAACUAAUGACUUUAUGUAAGCCUUGUUUUAUCAAAGAAAUUCUUACAUUUUGUGCCACUUGCAGCUUGACUGCCACCACUACGAAAUAUGAAUUUUGGACUGAAGUUACCAUUAAUAUAAAGUGUGAUUAUGGCUUAAUUUUAAUUUGUUAAACAUUUUUUGCAAAGUAAAAAGCUACCUACA
Messenger RNA from Cherax quadricarinatus, 5511 nucleotides. NCBI's taxonomy places the organism in Eukaryota, Metazoa, Arthropoda, Malacostraca, Decapoda, Parastacidae. The record is from RefSeq and is a predicted model, not a curated record.